AUGUCUAUUAGAUACAACCUCAGACGUCGCCCGCCGGGCACGGAGGUUCUCUCGGCCGCUCAGCCUUCGGUACCAGGUAGCCCUCUUACUGGGACCGAGUCCCCUACCGGUGGUGUCAGCCCCGGAACCGAGCGUGGUGUUCCCGCCUCGGGUUCCCAGUCCUCCGCUAUAGUAGCCGGGCUGGUGACUGCAGACGCAGAUGCCCCGAGGGCUUUAAACUCUCCCGUUUCCGACGCCGGCGAGGGCGUUCGGAAGUAUCCAGUGACCGUCGAGGACGGCUCUGACGACGACGGCGGCCCUUGGAUCCCAGUCCAACGGCGCCGCCGUGCUCGCAGUGCGGACGCCGCUCCGCCUGCUCGGGAUCCCGUCACUGCGCAGGACGGCCCCGUACUCACUUCUCCUCAGCGGGCGGCCGUAGAUACGGCCGCCGCGAGCCUUACUCCAGCGGAACGUUACCGCUAUUCCUGCCGGAUGGCAGCGGUCGAGACGACUCGCCCGCGUUCCCUCUCUCCCGAGCAUCGGGGUGAGGGUCCCUCUCGGGACAAGGGGAAGACCGUGGAUGCACGGAACUGGGGUGCCUCGGGCAUCCCAGACGAUGAGCUAGACCCUAACGCGCAGAGGCGCGAGCUGCAGUUGUAUAGUACUGGGCAUCACAAUAUAUUUGAUAACUACGAUACAGACGAGCAGCGUGCCAUGCUGGAGUAUUGGGAAGCUCGAAAGCAAGGGCGGAAGGACUCAGAACGUGAGCCGACGGCGGUUACUACACCGGGUGGAUCUACCCAGUCGGGCUCCUCAUACACUACAAGCCGCGCUUCAACCCCGUCCGAGGCGAGUGAGGUCGAGGAAGCCAUAAUGGCCGCUCCUCGUCGCUCAGCUAGCCAGGAGGCUAACCGCCUCCUCACGGAGCAGCUCCAGGAAAUCCGCAAGGAGCUGGCUCGGUUGAAGGAAGAAGCAGAGCAGCGUAAGGCCGCUCGUAAGAAGAAGCGGGAUUCGCAGAAGGCCCGAAAGGCCAAGGGCACUGUUGUCUCCCAGGAAUCCGAAGCUGGGAGAAAGAGUCUCGGGCCUGCUCACCGGGCAUCGUCUCUGCGGCCGGUGGCCCAGCUGGAGCCUGGCAGCUACCUAGAACGGGCCUUCGCUGGCAUCACGGGCGGAGAUCCCUCGGACGGCUCUAGCAGUUCAUCCUCAUCCUCUUCUGAACCUUCAGAAGGCGGUGAUACGAGCUCUGCCGAAGAGAGUGAGUCUACGAGCUCUCGCCGAGCCUCACGGAAGUCCCGUAAGAAAAGGAAAAAGCGCACCAAGAAGCCGGUGCUCAAACCUGAGCGACCGGAGAAGUACAACGGCGAGGCCAAUGCCCAGACCUUCCAUAAGUUCAUGCGUCAGUGCGUGGAGUUCAUCCGGGGGCACACUAUGGACUCACGGAUGCACGCCUCGAUUGUUGAACCCGGGGAGCGAAAGCCUCUCCCACGGGUGGCAACGACAGCGGAUAGCCUGAAACUCACCUAG
Messenger RNA from Dichomitus squalens LYAD-421 SS1, 1503 nucleotides. RefSeq lists its product as uncharacterized. Lineage: Eukaryota; Fungi; Basidiomycota; Agaricomycetes; Polyporales; Polyporaceae. The transcript is spliced from 2 exons. Bases 1 to 1503 code for a protein of 500 amino acids. The record is from RefSeq and is a predicted model, not a curated record.